Molecule: messenger RNA, 963 nt
Organism: Cladophialophora yegresii CBS 114405
Lineage: Eukaryota; Fungi; Ascomycota; Eurotiomycetes; Chaetothyriales; Herpotrichiellaceae
Exons: 2
Coding region: 1-963 (320 amino acids)
Biological process (GO): mRNA processing
Cellular component (GO): THO complex part of transcription export complex
Source: RefSeq, a predicted model, not a curated record
AUGGCAACAUUUACGGUCCUUGAUCAAGCUGAAGAAGACAAACUCCAUGCGACUCGACUUCUGGGUAUUGAAGAGCGGCCAUACAAACGUGUCUCAAAGCGUCUUCUCGCGCCAAAUACGCCCAUCAACUCUUUUCUCGCUCGAGCGCCUCCUUCAGACGACAGCGCAGAAGCGGCAGGUUCUGCAGAUCAGAACGAGAGUUUCCUCCAAUCUCUCGCUCGCUUCCGCGAAGAUAUAAUCCUCGAUUUUGCGGCCUUUGAGUCCUCCCUCGCGCGCAUCCAAUUCCUCCGCGCCGCAAAUACUCGGGAACGCGAGCGAUAUGCCGCAGAAAAGCUCAAGAUCGAGCAGACCGCCAACGACGUACGCGAGAACCUCGGCCAGUUGAGGGUGCAGCUGGACGAGGCGCAGAAGACUCUCGCUGUACGAAAGACGUAUGACGUGCUAGCGGAGAAGAUUACGAGAGACGAGAAGUUGAAGGUCACGAGGGCGGAGCAGCAUGCCAACAUCGAGAAGCUGAGAUCCGAGAUUGAGGAGUUAGAGCGCGAGAGUGGAGAGUUGAAGUCCGCCUGGGCCGAAAGGAGGGAGCAGCUGCAGAACGUUGUGGGCGAAGGAAUGAGGCUACGAAGGAUAAUACGAGACGAAAAGGAGCCCGACGCAGAGACCGACAAUCACGCAGAAGAAGAUGGAGAGGACGGUGAGAGGGAGAGAGACGGCCUGUCCAAUAUGGGUACACCCAGACCCAUGGAUGAUGCGCCCACACCACGGCCCUCUGGACUCAGAGGUAGCGGUGCACAGACUCCCGGGUCGCAUGUUCCAGAAGGCGCCACACCCAGGCGCACCAGGGAUGAGGAUGUCGAUAUGGACACAGGUGCGGUGGAGGCGGUACCAACGGAGAAUGUCGUGGCUGCAGGUGAUAUCGACAAACCGGUAAAUGAGCACACAGACAACAUGGACAUCAGCUGA